Molecule: messenger RNA, 1957 nt
Organism: Cyprinus carpio (common carp)
Lineage: Eukaryota; Metazoa; Chordata; Actinopteri; Cypriniformes; Cyprinidae
Product: cytohesin-4-like
Exons: 13
Coding region: 369-1514 (381 amino acids)
Biological process (GO): regulation of ARF protein signal transduction
Molecular function (GO): guanyl-nucleotide exchange factor activity
Source: RefSeq, a predicted model, not a curated record
GUUAAUGUCUUUUUGAAUUCUGUUGAAGUGAAGUUUGAUGUAACAGCUGAAAUAUCAUCUGACAGAUGAUCUGGCGUCAGAUACAGACCGUCAGCUUCUUUAUUUCAUAUCUGCUGGAUACCAGCUCAUGUUUCUGUCCUCUGAUCGCUGUGGUGUGUUUGGAUGCUCAUAUCUGAAGUGAAACACACACAUGUUCAGAGGCCCCUCACGCAGGAGCCAUCGGCCCCCAUGAUGACAGGUUUCCUGUUUCAUAAAGCAGAACAUGACUCACGAAGUGUGAGGCUUAUUGUUCCAGUCUUCAGCUUUACUGUAGAUUUCAGGAGGCUGAUUUCAGACCGCUCUUAUCUGAUUUGACGGCGGAGGAGGAGAUGGAGAUCGAGCGGCUGAAGAUGCACAAGCAGAUCCUGCUGGAGGACAUUGAGAAACUGAAGAACCAGAUUGAAAACGUCAUGGCAGACAUUCAGGAUUUCAAAUCAGCAGAAGACAAUAAGACGCUGGAGAGGGAGAAACGCUUCUGUAGCGGCAAGAAGAAAUUCAACAUGGAUCCUAAAAAGGGAAUCAAGUUUCUGGUGGAUAAUGAGCUUCUGGAUUGGAAACCAGAGCGAGUGGCUGAGUUUCUGUAUAAAGAGGAAGGACUGAAUAAGACCGCCAUCGGAGACUUCCUGGGAGAGAGGGAGGACAUGCACCUGCAGAUUCUCAAAGCGUUCGUGGAGCUGCACGAGUUUUCAGAUCUUAACCUGGUCCAGGCGUUACGGCAGUUCUUGUGGAGUUUCCGGCUGCCGGGUGAAGCUCAGAAGAUUGACCGCAUGAUGGAGGCCUUCGCCACGCGCUACUGUAACUGCAACGACAACGUCUUCCAGUCCACAGACACGUGUUACAUCCUGUCGUUCGCCAUCAUCAUGUUGAACACGAGUCUGCACAAUCCCAACGUGAAGGACAAGACCUCUCUCGAGAGAUUCAUCAGCAUGAACCGCGGCAUUAACAACGGACAAGACCUACCCAAUGAGCUUCUGACGAAUCUCUACAACAGCAUACGCAACGAACCCUUCAAAAUCCCAGAGGAUGAUGGGAACGAUCUGACGCACACCUUCUUCAACCCGGACCGAGAGGGAUGGCUGCUCAAACUGGGCGGCCGUGUGAAGACGUGGAAGAGACGCUGGUUCAUCCUGACUGAUAACUGCCUGUAUUAUUUUGAAUAUACCACGGACAAAGAGCCGCGUGGCAUCAUUCCUCUGGAGAAUCUGUGCGUGAGGGAAGUCAUGUUUCCACGCAAACCGUAUUGUUUGGAGCUGUAUAACCCCAACAGCCGGGGUCAGAAGAUCAAGGCGUGUAAGACGGAGACGGACGGACGCGUGGUGGAAGGGAAGCAUCAGUCGUACACCAUCUGUGCGGCUUCAGCCGAGGAGAGAGACGACUGGAUCGAGUCCAUCAGGGCCAGCAUUACUAAAGACCCCUUCUAUGAUCUGGUGUCCAUCCGCAAGAAGAAAGUCAUCAACACAGUGCCAGAGAAAUGACCGCAGCGACUGAACUACGACUGCAAACAGACAGAAGCGCGUAUUCAUUAAAGCUCAGGAGAUCAGCUCAGUCUCAGAUGUUUCACAGGAGUCAGUAGCUCUGAGUAUAUAUCUAAGAAAUCAAUGUGGAGCAGCUCGGCUCAUUUGAAGAGAAUCGACUGAGAUCAUAUUUGAGACAUUAUCGAGUUUAUUGACUUUUUUCAGACACCUGUGAGAAUACCGGUGUCUUGUGUGGGAAUGAAUGUCCUCCGGGAGAAACAGCUGAGACGCGGAAAGCAGCCGCCGACACAUUCAGGACAAACACAUUUACUUUGACUUCUUUUUAACAAAUGUUUUUCAUGUAAAAUAUUUUUGUAAAUAUUACAGAUCAUACAGUGUGAAAGAUUAAAGGUGAUGAAAUGUACAAUAGAUUAUUUAAUUAAAGUUGUCUGAGACUAAAUGUC